Mitosporidium daphniae is the source of this 1659-nucleotide messenger RNA. RefSeq lists its product as uncharacterized. The record is from RefSeq and is a predicted model, not a curated record. NCBI's taxonomy places the organism in Eukaryota, Fungi, Microsporidia. The transcript is spliced from 3 exons. Gene Ontology annotation, biological process: regulation of DNA-templated transcription; nuclear-transcribed mRNA poly(A) tail shortening. Gene Ontology annotation, cellular component: nucleus; P-body; CCR4-NOT core complex. Bases 1 to 1659 code for a protein of 552 amino acids.
AUGAUCAUGCUAACGAUUGUAGCUGAGAUCGAGCGCACCAUCAAAAAGGUCGAUGAGGGCAUUGAACAAUUCGAAGAAUACCUCGCAAAGCUAAAUGCGUCCACCACUGCCGCCCAGAAGGAGCGUUGGGAAGGAGAAAUGAAGAAGGAGGUCAAACGCCUCCAGCGUCUCCGCGACCAAAUCAAGGUGUGGCAGACGUCGAACGAGAUAAAAAACAAGGAACCCCUAAACGAGACACGGCGGAGGAUAGAGGUGCUCAUGGAGCGGUUUAAGGUGCUUGAAAAGGAAAUCAAAAUUAAAGCAUACUCCAAGGAAGGGCUCUCGGCCAUCUCAAAAGUCGAUCCCAAAGAAAAGGAAAAGGCAGAAGUAGUGGCAUGGAUUUCCACGUCCAUGGACCAUCUCAAAACGUUGAUAGACUCAAACGAAGCAGAGCUGGAGGCCAUCUGCAACACGGCCCUAGGGGCUGGCAGUCGCCGGGCAGCCUCCGCAAAGAUGGCGGGGAAGUCGCCGCGCCAGCGUGAGCUAGAGGCGCAUGUAGCGCGACACAAUCACCACAUCUUGAAGCUGGAACUUGUGUUGCGAAUGAUCGAGAAUGAACACAUUCUCUCAGAGGAGGUCGGCUCCCUGCGCGACUUUAUGGACGAUUAUCUUGAGAAUGGAGAGAAUCCGGAUUAUCUCGAGGACGAUUCCAUCUACAGCGAUUUUGACUUUUCGGCAUUGGAGGCAGAGGUAUUGCUCAAGCCGAGCAUGUCCACCCUUAGCGCAGCCAAUUCUGAUGACGAAGAUGAGAGGCCCCAUGACGUGCUGGGGGAAUCAGAGCUUCCACAUCCCAAGCUUCUUUCGGCUUCACCUCCUCUGGCCCCUCCGCAAAGUGGACACAAUCAUCAUCAUCAGCAUCAGCAUCAUCAUAGAAAGUCAACGUUCGUCUCUUCUAAAGUCGCUGAAGUCGCUUCCAAUGUCUCUAUUCCACCCAUCACAUCAACGGGAAACAUUCCUGUAUCUUCGACACCGAUCAAGGUGUGGUCGAAUGUACCAAAGUCAAUUAUCUCGCCAGAGAAUCCGUCCUCUGCGAAGAGAACAGCCGGUACCGGCGUCAGCGAGGAACGGGAACCCCCGAUCUCUGCAGUGCCGUGGUUCAUGUUCUCUGCAAGUAGCUGUCUUAACUCCCAUCUCGAUUUGGUCAGCAAUGAACAUCUACAAGCUGUGGAGCAGGGGUUUCCAAAGGUACAGGGGCUGGAACAGCUCGUUGCCAAUAUGGAGGAUGCCUUUUUCAGGCCUGAAAUGUCCGCAAUCGAUCCAAACACACACUCAGCAGCGCCAUGGGAGCGGUUCAACUUUCCACGGCUUUCUCCACACGCGACAGUAUGGCGUAGUUCACUCUUUGAGCGGAUGGAUGUCGAGUGCCUGUUUGCCGUCUUUUAUUUUUUGCCAAACACCUACGCGCAGUAUCUCGCUGCAAGGGAGCUCAAAAAACAGUCGUGGAGAUAUCACAAGAAAUACCUUACUUGGUUCCAGCGGCAUGAAGAGCCCAAAAUCGUAACAGAGGACUUUGAACAGGGUACAUACAUUUACUUUGACUAUGAAGCCUCGUGGUCACAGCGGAAAAAGUCCGAGUUCACCUUCGAGUACCGGUUUCUGGAGGACGCUGAGCUUGUGUAG